UGGAUGACGGCAGGCCGAGGGGUGGUCCAUGCAAGAAUGCCUGUGUCUGAGGAGCCCGUUCAGGGCCUGCAGCUGUGGGUCAACCUGAGGAGGGAGGACAAAGAUGGUGGAGCCCCAGUACCAGGAGCUGAAGGACAGCCAGGUCCCAAGCCCAGCAGGGAGGGGGUCACUGUGGCCGUCAUCUCUGGACAGGCCCUGGGGGUACAGUCAAAAAUCUUCACCAGGACUCCAACAAUGUAUCUGGACUUCAAGCUGGAUGGAGGAGCCAAGCAUGUCCAACCAGUUCCUUCAGGAUGGACCUCGUUUAUCUACACACUGGCAGGAUCUGUUUGUGUUGGCCCAGAUGCAGAGCAGCAGAAAGUGGAGCCACAUCACACCAUAGUGUUUGAUGAUGGAGACUGCAUAGCAGUAGAAAAUCAGACAUCAGAGGUCUCCCAUUUUGUCUUGAUUGCGGGACAGCCGAUCAAUGAACCGGUGGUCCAACAUGGUCCGUUUGUGAUGAACACGGAGGAGGAGAUCAACCAGGCAGUCAGAGACUACAGGACAGGGACCAAUGGGUUCGAGAGGGCUAAGGCUUGGAGGUCUAAGAUCAGGGAUUCCUUCUAAGAAUCAGAAGACAUCUUCUAAUCAUGUUAUAGGUCUUGUCUUGUUAUGAUCAUGUGACCAAAGUCUAUUUUAAUAAUGAACCAGCUUGAUGUG
Molecule: messenger RNA, 699 nt
Organism: Salvelinus sp. IW2-2015
Lineage: Eukaryota; Metazoa; Chordata; Actinopteri; Salmoniformes; Salmonidae
Gene: pir
Product: pirin
Biological process (GO): monocyte differentiation
Cellular component (GO): nucleus
Molecular function (GO): quercetin 2,3-dioxygenase activity
Source: RefSeq, a predicted model, not a curated record